AUGCAAACAGGCUUUUGUUAUAUUUCUUGCAUGAUGUUGAUUAUCACUAUUUUGAAUAAAAUUGUGAUAGCAAACGAAAUAAAAGACGUUCAGUUCAAACCACAAUCGAAUAGUUUAUUAUUAGCAAAAGAAUUGGCUACUAACGCUAUUCAUCUUGUUCAUUUUCAGUCAGCUCUACUGAUUAAGGCUAGUGAACGAGAUUUUCCAUUUAAUAUUCCAUCAAAUUCGACAGUAAACUAUAUUCGAUAUCCUCAAUCGUAUCGUACGACGAUGGUUCAGUUUAGUUCUGAUAUGUAUAAAACAUUUUUUGAUACAUACUCAACAAUGCAGCGUAUUCAACUUGCUGUCGAAAGAGUUCCAAAUUGUAUCAAAACAUUAUUACGACUUCUUACUACAGAACCAUCGGCAAUGAUUCAACGACUGUUAACUGUUUCUUUGAAUAGUAUGGUUCGUUUGUCCAAUGAAAAUAUGGUAUUAAUCACUAAAACUAUAGAUCAGUUAACUAAUCUGCUCAACUUCUCAAAUGAAAUCAAUCAAUAUUCAAUAAAUUCAUCACCAGGAUUCAACGGUCUUUCAUCGGAUAAAACUGAUUUAAUGCUUUAUAAUGAAUUCAAUUCGAAAAAUCUUCUUGAAAAAAUAUCUACAAUAAUUCACCAAAUAAAAAAACAAUUUGAACAUGUUCCUGAACUUAUUAUGAGUCUUGAUAUUAAAGCAAAAUUUAAUUUAACAAUUCAUGAUAAAAUUACAAGCUUUAUUCCAGCUUUAUAUACCAUUGAAAGUAAUUCUUAUUUUCUUCAUCAUUUAGCAAGUAUCUAUAAUGAAAUAUUACGUCGAUAUGUGCUUGAUCAAGCUGCCAGCAUUGAAAAACAUUUACUUUUAUUAACUGAUGAAGAACGUUCGAAAGAUCUUGCUAAGAUAUCACAAGAACUUGAGAACAGUUUGCAUAAUAUUAAACCGUUAUUUAUCGAACGUGAAAGAGAAUUUGAAAUCAAUAAUAUGGCAUUGCAACAAGCAUAUGAAAAACUGCGCAAUGAAUAUCAAGAACGUUCAUGGAACUUAUUAGCAAGUCAAUAA
Messenger RNA from Rotaria socialis, 1074 nucleotides. Lineage: Eukaryota; Metazoa; Rotifera; Eurotatoria; Philodinida; Philodinidae. The record is from the annotation of a GenBank genome assembly.